UUAUAGGAGUUUAGAGUUACGAACAAGAAGUGUGUCGUGUUCGCUGGACUUUAAUAAAGUUACACAUAAAGAGAGGUUUCCUGUUGUCUAUACGCGAGGACGCUUUAAUAUGAACGUGUUCACGGUUCAAAUUCAUUAUUUGUCAUUGAGUCUCGUUCAGUUCAUCGUUCUCAUAAAAGUGAACGUGUUCAAUGAGCGCCUUCAUUUGCGUUCGUUCAUGCACAAAACUGUAAACAACAUACAUGUAGGUCGGUCAAAAUGUAGGUUUGAGUGAGUAGAGCAAUUGAAUACUUACAGAAUAACACAACUUUUAAUUUUAAUUUUACUAUUAUUAUUUUUUUAUUUAUUAUCUUUUCAAAUGUAUAAAGUGAAAGUUUACAAUAUAUGCUUUUUGCAGUUAUAUCCAUGUACAACCAAUUGUUCAUACACCACAAAACACAAAAUGUGGCACAUGUGGACUCACAUUACAAAAGAAGGGUUUUCAGGGUUUUCUUUAGAUAGUGUAUAAUUAGAAAUGUUUAUUGCAGCAAAUUAGUAAAUUGUUUUAGAUCAAUUUAAUGUCAUUAGAAUCAGUUGUGUUUAUAAGGGCUUGUAACUUUCUCCUAAACAAUUAUCCAAGUAUUUUGGUGAACCUGUUCCAACCUGACACAUGUGCCGUGGUUGAGAAAUGUUUCACUGUGUGUUGACAGGCUUUCAUCACACUACGGAGGGCCGGUACUAUCCCUCUGCAGCAGCCGGGCGGUACGACCUCAGAUUCCCACCUCAGCCUCGCCCCCCCCUGUCUGCCCCCAGCCAGCACAGAAGACCCUGUGAUGCCCCCCCCACGUGGUUCCAACUUCACGCUAGCUGUGUGAGCGACGGCGGGGCACAGGCAGGGGUCUCGGUUAACGUGCCGCAGUUCUCCGUCCCCCCCAUCAUGGGCAUGUCCCAGGUCAGCGUGAUGAACCUGAGCCCUGCAGGAGCCGAGGCGCCCGUGUGCCAUCCACUGGAGAGAAGAAGAACCGUCAGUUUGCCCGACGAGUGCCGAAACAUUUUUAUCACGUAUUCUUCAGACGUGUGCUCAGAGAUGGUUCCUUUCGUGGACUUCCUCACAAAGCAAGGUUUCCGUCCGGCUAUAGACCUAUUUGACGACCCUGUAAGAAGCCUGGACAUCAACAAGUGGAAGGACAGAUACUUAAAAGACCCGUCCUACCUGAUUAUCAUCGCCAUCAGUCCAAAGUAUAAAGCGGACAUCGACGGAUUGGUAGUGGACAGCCUCGGCCUUCACACUAAAUAUAUCCACUCCAUGAUGCAGAAUGAAUUCAUCCAACAAGGCAGCUUGAACUUCAGAUUCAUACCGGUUCUCUUCCUCAGCGCCUCCCAGAAGCACGUCCCCAGCUGGCUUCAGAACACGCACGUUUACCGCUGGCCGCACGACACUGAGGAUCUGCUGCUGCGACUGCUGAGGGAGGACAGAUACGUUCCUCCCCCUGUUCCGAUGGAGCUCACCCUCAUCAUCAGGCCUGUGGCCUCGAGUGCUGCAGCCACACUGUGAAACACUCACUAGCAUUCAUGUGUUAUAUGUUUCUGUUUCAGUCCAUUAAUGAUUAUGUUCUACAAUCCUCAAAAUCGAUCCUGAACAAAACAAUGACAGUCCAUGGUUUAUGCUUUGUUGCGUCCAAUGUAUA
Molecule: messenger RNA, 1667 nt
Organism: Platichthys flesus (European flounder)
Lineage: Eukaryota; Metazoa; Chordata; Actinopteri; Pleuronectiformes; Pleuronectidae
Product: E3 ubiquitin ligase TRAF3IP2-like
Exons: 7
Coding region: 668-1534 (288 amino acids)
Biological process (GO): humoral immune response; positive regulation of canonical NF-kappaB signal transduction
Source: RefSeq, a predicted model, not a curated record